Messenger RNA from Periophthalmus magnuspinnatus, 1276 nucleotides. Its product is annotated as trophoblast glycoprotein-like. The coding region runs from base 20 to 1276 and encodes 418 amino acids. The record is from RefSeq and is a predicted model, not a curated record. Gene Ontology annotation, cellular component: plasma membrane. The transcript has 2 exons. Gene Ontology annotation, molecular function: protein binding. Lineage: Eukaryota; Metazoa; Chordata; Actinopteri; Gobiiformes; Gobiidae. Gene Ontology annotation, biological process: negative regulation of canonical Wnt signaling pathway.
UGUAAAUAGUGGACUAAAUAUGAUUUUGUCUGAUUUAAAGAUGUACGUUUUUGUGUUUUUUGUAUUUUUGGGAAUUCUACUUUGUGGACCUGGUCAGUGCCUGGACUGUCCAUUAGGCUGCGAGUGUUUUGCCCUCACUCGUACAGUUAAAUGUAUUUCAGCAGAUCUAUUAACAUUGCCUCGAAGUAUUCCUGGAUAUGCAAGGACCAUCAUCAUCACUGGGAAUAAUUUGCAACGAAUUGAGUCAGAUUCAUUCACAGAGCUAGACAAUGUCACCAACAUAAUUUUAAACAAUAAUGGGAUUUCCGAGAUGGCAUCCCACAGCUUCUCUGCCCUCAUCAACCUCUGUUUUCUGGAUCUCAGCGGGAACCAGCUGGCUCUGCUCCACCCAGAGGCUCUGAGCAUCCCCGGCAGCCCCCUCCAAGAGCUCAACCUCAGCCGUGCUCUGUACAACACCAGCGCCUUAACUGACCUCACAACUGCCCUGAGAUGGGGCGGCCUCAGGGGGCUCCUCCGACUUGACCUUUCAGGAAACAACUUGGCUCUGCUUCCACCCGGAAUGUUCGCUCACCUGCCAAACCUGCAGCAGCUUUACCUCAGAAACAACUCCCUGGUGGUGGUCUACACUGGAACCUUUUCAGGCAUGAGUCAUUUGGAGCUGCUGGACCUGGGGAACAAUGCUUUCAGGACAUUUCGAGAGGAUGCACUUCAGGAGUUGGGCAGGCUUGGAGACAUCCGGAUGCUUCUUGGAGACAAUCCUUACAGCUGCUCCUGUGAGAUCCGUGCAUUUGUUUCCUGGCUGAAUGACUCAAAAGCGGACAUUGAUGUAGAAAGUGUGAGGUGCGCUUCACCAAAGAAGCUGCUUAAUGCCCGGCUCCGUGGUCUGGGGGUAGAAGCCAUUGGCUGCGUUGCUCCUGUCCAAGGAGAGGUCACAGACCUGUCUCUGCAAACAUCCUAUGUGUUUUUAGGGCUUGUGCUUGGCUUUGUGGGCAUGGUCUUCCUCUUUGUGCUUUACCUCAACCGCAAAGGCAUGAAAAAGUGGAUCAUAGAGAUGAGAGAUGCGUGUCGGGACGUCCUGGAGGGAUACCACUACAGAUAUGAGAUUGACACAGAUCCUCGGCGCACUUCUGGCUCUAUUUCUGCUGAGAGUGGGAGCACCAGAGUCCCAGGACACUUUGGUCUGUCACAGCAGCUGCCGAGUGACACCUGCAUUGACCAGGAGCCCACAGACACACAGGUUAAGAAGGUGACAGCUCUCAGCUGUGAACAUCUGUAA